AGAGAGAGAGAGAGAGAAAUAAAGGAUGAAAUGCUUCAUGUUAUGCUUAGAGAUAUAUAAAAAAAGGAAAAAAGUCAGCUCAAAAUAUGUUAGUUUAAAGUUUUUGAACCUACCUUGUGUAAGCUGACCCUUCAUGCAUAAAAGGCCAAACUUUUGCCUUCACUCAGUGUUUUUCUUCCUUUAACCUUCACACAUUUGUCAAUCAUUUACCAAAAGUUUCUCAUUUUCAUUCAGUUUUUGGCUUUGGCAUUACUUCUGUUAGAUGCAAAAUGGGCGCAAAACCGAGCAGAGAUAACCCGGUUCGCAGCUCAUCCACUCAUCACCUUAGUUUUUCCAAAACCAGCUUCAUUUCUGAUAGAACAAGAGAAGCUUACUCCAAAUUUAGAAAGAUUGAUGAUAACUACACUACUUUAGAGCAGGUGACACGAGCACUUUACGAAUCUGGUUUGGAAUCCUCAAACUUGAUUGUGGGUAUAGACUUCACUAAGAGCAACGAGUGGAUGGGAAGAGAGUCGUUUAAUGGGAGAUCCCUUCACUACAUAGGCCAAUGCAUGAAUCCUUACGAGCACGCAAUUUCUAUUAUUGGAAGGACUCUUUCGUCAUUUGAUGAAGAUAAUCUCAUCCCUUGCUUCGGGUUUGGAGACGUUAGCACUCAUGAUCAAGAAGUGUUCAGCUUCUACCCGGACGGCAGUCCGUGUGUCGGCUUUGAGGAGGCACUUGCUCGGUAUAGAGAAAUUGUUCCACAUGUCCGUUUAGCAGGACCUACUUCGUUUGCGCCCAUAAUCGAGACAGCUAUCGGGAUUGUUGAUCAAAGUGGCGGUCAGUAUCAUGUUCUAGUGAUUAUAGCUGAUGGUCAGGUGACACGAAGUGUAGACACAGCGGUUGGGAAGCUAAGUCGACAGGAGAAAAAGACAGUUGAUGCCAUCAUCAAAGCAAGCGAAUAUCCACUUUCAAUAAUAGUUGUCGGAGUAGGAGACGGGCCAUGGGACGUGAUGUGCGAAUUUGACGACAAUAUUCCGGCCAGAGUGUUUGACAAUAUUCAGUUUGUUAACUUCACGGAGAUUAUGUUGAGAAAUUUGCCUCUAGAGCAGAAGGAGACAGAGUUUGCUCUAGCUGCACUAAUGGAAAUCCCCUUACAGUACAGGGCAACUCUUGAACUCAAUCUCUUGGGUAACUCGAGGGGAAUCAGCACAGUAGUUCCAUUGCCACCUCCAAAUUUUUCCCGUUCGAGCAUCUUUACUCGAAACUUCCUGCCUUCAUGCCCUCCUUCUCCAUCUCCUUCCGACAGUCGUUCAGCUAUUCAGAGGAGGUGCCCAGCUUGCUUCCAUAACAGACGAGACCUUGCACUUGGAUGUGGCCAUCAGAUUUGCCGUGACUGUGGUAAUAAUCUCACGUGUUGUCCCAUAUGCCGGACAGAGAUAACAACCAGGAUAAGGCUCUAUGACUGAACUUUAUCCGCUGCUGCAUUUCGUACAAAAAAUAUUAUCCGUUGUUAUCAGUUUGCAUCGUUGGUUUUCGGAAAUGUACUGUACAAUAUCAUAUGUAUUCAAAUUGUUAAUACUUGGACCUCACAUUGAUGAUGUGCUUGAACAGUUGAACAGACAAUAUCAGUCAUUUCUGUUUUUCCUUUUUGAGUAAGUUUUUUUGAACCAGAUGUGCAGUGUGCUUGGACAGACAUAUAU
Messenger RNA from Striga asiatica, 1682 nucleotides. Lineage: Eukaryota; Viridiplantae; Streptophyta; Magnoliopsida; Lamiales; Orobanchaceae. The record is from the annotation of a GenBank genome assembly.